Messenger RNA from Tyto alba (common barn owl), 4720 nucleotides. Its product is annotated as translation initiation factor IF-2-like. Lineage: Eukaryota; Metazoa; Chordata; Aves; Strigiformes; Tytonidae. The record is from RefSeq and is a predicted model, not a curated record. The transcript is spliced from 2 exons. The coding region runs from base 390 to 1541 and encodes 383 amino acids.
GCCCACAUUUCUACACAGUUCACAGAUAUAGUCAGAAAUAGAAGAUUCAUGGGUAUGAAUCCCUGUGGUUUUGAACAAUAUACUGUGAAAUAAAACAUCUUUAUUUAAAAUUAAAUAAACCAUCUGACUAUUAUUUCAAGCAGACUGUAGAAAUCCACAGAUUUACACUCCACAUUUAGAUUUUCAAAAUUAUUUAAAUGCAUUUGAUGUGAGGGAUCACUCUAAAUUCUGCAAAUAUCAAUUAAGGAAUAAACUUAGAGGAAUAAAGAAGGGGUUAGCAUCCAGAAAAAGCUGAAAUUAAAACUGUGUUUUCUUUGCAGAAGCUCAUACAUCUCUUUGUAAGGGCUUAUACACUCCCUUGUAUAUGACAACGCGUAGAAACCGUAAAAAUGAAACGGGUAGAAAGAUGGGAAGGAAAGACGAGCCGCAUCCCAGAGAACUACAUCGUGAGCCGCCAGAACUCCGGCGUCCGUACCAAAGGAUCAUGGCAGUACUCGAGGAGCGCUGGCCGAAAGGUCACGUUUCUCCGCCGUGAAGUCCCCUCCGCGGGACCGGCUGCCCGUAGCGCGGCUCUGAGGAGCGGAGGGGUGCGAAGGGCAGCGGCCGCCCCUCGGCCCCACGGGCACCACGCGAGGAGGCUCUGGACACGCCGGGCGGCGGCGGGAGCCGGGCCCCGGCGGCUCGGGUCAGCGCCGGCCGCCGCGCUCCGUGAGGGCCGGGCCCGCCGGGCGCUGAGGCGGGGGGAGGCCGUCAGGGGCCGGGGCUCCACGCGUGGACGGGCCCGAGCCCGCACCUCCCCUUCCGGCCCCACGGUGACAGCCCGGCGGGGUCCCUCCUCCUUGCCGCCGGAGCGGGUAGGGGAGCAGCCGCCGCGGCGGCGGGAGACGAGCCCGGUUGCGAGAGGGACCGCGGCGGAUGAGGACGGCCACGGCAGCCGGGACCCGAAGCAGCCGGCCGGGACAGGUCUGAACCGGCGCCCUCCCCCGUCCCUUCCCGCCUCGCUCCCCGCCCGGGUGAGCCCGGCCCCGCCGCCGCCCUCACCAUUCUCCUCAGGGCCGGGCUGGGUCUCGGCGCCGACUCUGGCUCUCCCCGCGCCGGGCAGCUCCUGCUCGUGGUUCGGCGGUGGCGGGGCCUGUCUCCAUCUAUCGGGGCUGAGCUCGGCAGCGGCGGAGGGCUGGGUGGGGAGAAGCCGGGCGAGGACAGCGCUCCGGGGGCGAAGGGAAGAGCGGGACGGGGAGGACGGGGCUACUUCGACUCCGCACCGGGACCCAGCGCUGGCGGCGGCCUCGGCCCGGCGGCUCUUUCUCAUAAUUGUGCGACUCGGCCGGCGGAGAGCCGCGGCGCUGCCGCGUCAGCGCGCACCGCCCCCGGGAGGAGGGGGACGCCGGGCCGCGGCCCGCUCCCGCCCGCCCGCCGCGCCGCAACCCCUUCGGGGCGGGGGCGGGAAAGGCGGGUCGGCCUCCGCGGCCUCUCCCCGCGGGAGGGGGACCCUCAGCAGCGUCCCGAAACACCCCCGGAAAGGGGCAAACGGCUGUCGGUGAGGUGAAGGCCGAAGAGACGUUAAAACCGGAGCUUUCCGGGACAGAAACCCGCCUGACUGCCGGCGCGCCGGUCAGGGAGGGGAGCUCGGGCCCUGCAAAAACAUCGGCCUCGGCACCAGGCUCCGCAGCCGGCGGCUGGCGCGGUGCCGGCGGGGGCCGGGGUCUGGGAUCGGCUGCCCGGCCGAGAUGUCACCUCGGGCCGGGCCGUAGGCGCACCACGCGUGGGUGAAUCACGGAGGGCUGGUGCCUCGAGAAGGUAGCCCGGCCCUCUGCAUUAAACUGCAUAACUGGGAACAGCAAUUAUCUAAGAUUCGUUCGGGCUUUUCUUGCCAGUUGUGCUUACGCGUGGAAGGGCGGCCAUUAGCACCGUGUCAAACGUUUUGUAACUCGGUCUGAGCAAAAUUGGAGCAAAGUUCACUUCGGAGGGAGAGAGGAGGAUGCAUUUCUUCCACUUCAGUCAGAUCAGGAACUGCCCAGGGCAGGAACACAUCUUCUGUUGUCUCUACAGGCAAUCGGCGAACUUUGAGAAUCAGUAUCACAAAUAAAAAGCCUCGUGCAAUAAUUUCCACUACAUGUUUCAUUAUAUGUAUCUUUUGCAACCAACUGUAUGAUAGAAUAAACAGCAUCUGUAAAGGAAAAAAAAAUAUUAAUUAAAUUUGGCUCAAAUUAUUUCUGUUCCUUAAAUAUGAAAAAUACAGGCUUCCUAGAAAAAUCAUCUAAAACAUGUCUAAUGCUACGAUAAUAAUGUUUAUUUAAGACAUACGCACUUAGAUAGCUCAGUAUUUCAUUUGCAAUGGAAACAUGGUUCAAAAGUGAGUUAAAUCUGGCUCAAAGGUCCUGGUACCAUUUCUAAAGCACCAUAGCCAUUAGGUACCAAGAGCAGUAACUUUGUAUAAACUCAAUUAGAAUACUCAAAUUCAUUUAAAAACUUUGAUUUUCAUUGUCAGGCCUUAUUAUUUGUCUUCGCUGUUGUGACAUUGUGUUGGACCUGGUGUCAUACACCUCCUCUUGCUGCAAAAAGCCAACGUUAACUCUGCAUAGUGUGGGGCUAAACCGAUAGACGUACAAGUGUGUACUCACACCUGAACCAUCUGUGCAUCACAGGGUAACAGGGCUCUGCACACACAGCUGAAAACUGGUGAGCCUCAGCAUGACAGAAAUGGUCUCUUAAGAGUCUGAAGCUCUGUAUGCUACCAAAUUUACUAGACCCACUCCCCUUAUUAGAAAGGGAUGAUCAAAAAUCAAACCAAUCAUUUAAAAAAAGCAGCAGAAUUGGCAGCUACUACUUUAAACCUAACUGUAGAUAACAAACAAAACAUCCUCACAUUAACAGCCAUUUACCAGAGCAAGUCCAGUAGUAAAUUCUGGUAGCAGAAUCAUUUGCUGCAAACAAGAGGUGCAAAUUGGAGAAGACCCACACAACUGCAGGCACUCGUGCCACAUUAGGGUGCUGAUGGGAGUUUCUCAGCUGCAUGGGAGCUCCUAAUGCUUGGCUUUAGUUAACUUCAGAAGAGUUUGUGUUACAUAGGUAAGAAAAAUAGGCUCCUAGGACUCUUAAUUUCCAUAGAAUAGAAAAAGUAGGUGUUUCCAGGGAAAACUUAAAUUAGUUCUGAGUACAAGAUCUCACAACUAACAGGCUAAAUUCACUCUCUUACUGCAGGAGAAAUCCCAAGUCUGCUGAUCCGCAGAUACUUGUUCCUGCCCUGAUCCCCAUGUGCUAGUGCUAGUUCUUGGCUUAAAGAGCAGGAACAGAAGGAGCAGUGGAAGCCCAGUAAAAUUUUCUGGAGCCGGUUCAAGAACUUUCCAAAGGAAAGCAGAAGAAAUGGGGGAUUUCUGAAUUCUUCUGCUAACACUACAAAGCAUUUCUGAUAAACUACCACAUUCCUCCUUCCUCCCUUUCUAAUUAAUUAAUCUAAACCUCACCUCCUCACAUCCUACAUUAAAUUAAUGUGCAAGUUCUUCUAUGACUAGGUCCUUCAUCUCAACUUGCAGCAAUAUUUGUGCUAUGCUGACUUGAUUGUCAUGGUUAUCAUGUUGGUCUCUAAGUUUAAUAUUUGUAAAUCCAAGAGGGAGAAGGAGCAAGGGAAUUAAGAAAAAGUAGCUGGAGGCCAGCCUGGGCAUGAGACUUCUUUAGUACAAGCUAUUGUUUUAGGAGAACAUGCUUGAGGUGAGGAAUUUUCCAUGCCUUUUUUCCUGUUGAUCCUGCAAAACUGUAAAGAGAUUGACAUCAAAUUGUUUGAGAGUUAAACUGUUUGUGAUAAGCCUAUAUGGAGAGACAGCACAUUGUUUCACUGGAACAGCUUGUGAAAAAAAAAUGAAGGGAAAAUGAGUCAUCAACAUCCUCUCUGCCUCACUCCGGGGGGAGCGUCAGCCUUCAGUGUUGUGAAGCGGGGCAGGAUAUAGCGCCACGGUGAAAUACAUCCCUGUGAUCUGGCAGUGGUGGCACAUGACAUAAGGAAGUCACCUUAUACCCUUUUAUUACGUUGAUCCGCCAUACAGAAUGUGAUGUGAUUAGACCCUAAGCUAGCAGUACUUAGUGAUCCAAGAAGAGUGAAUUCUUGUACAUUCAGAUGUUAAAUCUUGUUUUCAUCACUCUAACUCAAUGUCAGAGGGCUAAGCAGUAGGAUAAAUAUUUGCUACUUGUCACCCUCUUACCACACCAGUAGUCAACCCCAAAUUCCUCUGUUAUCUCCUUCCAAAUCAACAACUGUCAGCUGUGAAUUAGAAGGAAAUAAUGAAGCAUUAUUUUAUACCUUAUUGCAUUUAAGGACCUUUAACCUGAAGCAAGCUUCUGUUAUCUAAAAUGGAAUAUAACUGGUUUAAACAAAACUCCUUUUGCUGUGUGGUUCCUGUAUCUCAUUUUCAUAUCUCAAACCAAACUAUCAGUCUGUCACUGGCACUUUAUGUUGAGUUUAUGUUAUCAUCACCAGAACUAUUAAAAUUUGUGAUGUCAACCGUAAUAGGUUUUACAUCGUAUUAAACCAGCUGUAACUUGAUCUCACUGCAAUAAGUGCUAAGGGAUUAUAAGAAACCUCUUUAAGGAAGACCUUAUCUCAAUAUUGCAAUAUCCAGCAGCUAGGAUCAGGCUGUUUGAUUGCUCACUCACCCUCAUGUAGAUGACAUACUGACUUGUGCACAGAAAGGAAAAAUUAAAAUACAGCGUUCUUCUUUAUGAGAAA